Molecule: messenger RNA, 925 nt
Organism: Labrus mixtus (cuckoo wrasse)
Lineage: Eukaryota; Metazoa; Chordata; Actinopteri; Labriformes; Labridae
Gene: asgrl1
Product: asialoglycoprotein receptor-like 1
Exons: 6
Coding region: 157-741 (194 amino acids)
Source: RefSeq, a predicted model, not a curated record
CGGAGUGCCAACAACAAAAGGUAUAAGACGUGUACAUGUGAUUUCACUUCAUUAAAUUAGUUUGGAUGUCUCUCUGAAACAUGAACAAAGCUCGUUUUAAUUACAGGUUUCAGGAAUACAGUGGCUUAUUUCCUGUAUGGAGUCCUGCUGCUGCUGAUGUUGAUUCUGCUGAUGGUCACCGGGAUCAAAUUCUCCCAGUUGAACAAGGAAAUCACUGAUGUCAAACAUCAACUCGAGAGAAUCAGCAAAGCAGGAACCACUUCAUCAGCUCAUUCGGGUCAAGCAGCGGCAGCAGUGCAGGAUGUCAUCUUGGAGAAACUUGUCGCAGUGAAAGGAUCAUGUAGGGAGGGAUGGUCGUCUUUUCAGAGAAGCUGCUACCUGCUGUCCACCACGACUCUGACCUGGAGCAAAGCAGAGGAGCAGUGCCUAACACACGGCGGACACCUGGUGGUCCUGAAUAACGUGGAGGAACUGGACCACAUUUCACAAAUAGUUGAAAUCCGGUACAGCUAUUGGAUCGGACUCGUGGAAAGAGAAGAGGACCACUGGACCUGGGCGGAUGGAACUGACUUCAGUACAACCCAAAUCUUCUGGGAUGCAGGUCAGCCCGACAACUGGGACUUCAGAGAGAACGGAGAGGACUGCGGGCAGCUUCACUCCUCUGUGAUACGCAAACGCAAACUGUGGAAUGAUGCAGACUGUAGCCUGUCGUACAGAUACAUCUGUGAGAGCAAAGCAUGAGAGACAGCCAUCAGAGCUGCUGCAGCGACUCAUGAGCAAAACCUGACGUGUUCUGAAAAAUAGGUCAAAUUUAGACCGACGGAAAUAAUAUUUUUGAUAUCAGUGUAUAACUUUAAGUAAAAGCUGAAUUUAUGAAAUUUGUUUAAGGCUCUUGCUGGAAAAUAAAACCUGAGUAUGACUACAA